UGUUUGAUAACACAUGUCAUUGGACAAUCGUAAUUUCAAGUACCUUAAACACUAUACUAGUUCCUAUAUUAUAAGUUAUUUGUUAACAUUGCAUACACAAAGUAUGUUUUCUUAGAUUUCAUAUAGGAUACAAUAAUUAAUAUUUUCAACCAAGGAUUAACCGAAUUAUUGCAUUAAUAAUAUUGUAUUGGCGUUAGGCAAAUGGAAAUAGAACUCAAUUCGUGUUCAUAAAUUGACGUACGUGAAUCCAUUAAGUGUACAUAAAUUUUUACAAAUGUCUUCGGAUAGAAAAAACGAAAUUCCCUCAAACGAAGAAGUUAUAGAAGAGCUCACUAAGAAUUUAAAAGACUCAGCUAUUAAAACUGAUUCGUUUGGUAAUGACGAAACUCACUCUUUUAGUGAAUCAGAUACAGAGGCUGAUUCACAUUCAAAAGACGAAACAGAAAUAAGAGAUGUAGAUUAUAUUGAAGACGAUCUACUUAAAGAAAGAGAUGAGAAUUUAUCAGAAGAAGAAAAACGAGUUAGUAUUACUCUUUAAUUAACCUUUAAUACAUUGGUCUUUUGUUGCAUUCUAUUAUUGUAAAAAUAAUUGUUCACAAUUACAAGUUUUUUUAUAAUAUUUUAAACAAACAUACAUAUCUAUAUAUUUUCUUUUUAAGUUAUUACUUGGGCCAGUAACUUAUAGAAGUAUACAAGUUUUUCAAUAACCAUUCAAAAUAUAGGUAGCUAAUUAAUGUAGACAUUAUUUUCAUUUUCCAUAUUAGUAAAUAUUUUGUUACAUUUCUAUUUUUUACGUAUGCAAUAUUUAAUAUAAUCAAAUUGAAAUUAGAAAAAAAAUGUAUCAAAUAUUUGUUCAUUUUUGAAAUGUACAUGGCCAUAUAAUACAAUUCUUCAUUUUGGGUAAGAACUUAAUAAUUUUUUAAUAAUAAAUAAAAUAUGCACUUUUGAUUGAAUUAUUGCUUUUUUUUUUGUUUAAAGGCAAUUUUUAAAAGAUAGGUUAUUAAAAAUAAAUAAAUAAAUACCUAUUUAUUUGAAUUUUCUAAUAUAUUUUAUUUUAGUGGGAAAAUAAAAUAUUUAGCGCAUUUAUGUAUAUUUAAUAAUUGUUUAGGCAUAAAUGCAUACAUUUUUUAAGACAUAAAGGAAGUUUUUUGUCCUACUAAUAACCAACAAUAUUUACUAUAACAUAAUUUUAAACUUUGUUUACUAAAUAACAAAAUAAAAUAAAAAAUCUUAAAAUCGUAUUAAAAUAGGUAAUAAAUAAACAAUUUUUCAUUUUUUUAGGAAUUAUUACAAAAAGCUCUUAGCUUGAAAAAUGAAGGUAAUACUAAAUUUAAGAAUCAAGAACAUGAAGAAGCAUCUAAAAUAUAUACAGAAGCAUUACGUAUUUGUCCUCUAAUGUUCCCAAACUAUAGGGCUAUAUUAUUUUCCAAUCGAGCAGCUGCUAAAUCCACUAUUGUAUGUUUUUAUUGAAUAUUUUGUUUAAAUUAUAUACCUAUAUUAUGUUACUGUUGUAUGCACCUGAUAUGAGUAAAAAAAAAAUCAUAAAGUAUGAUUUUUUUUUAAUUAAAACUUUAUUUAAUUUGUUUAAAGCAUAUAGAAAGUGCUAUUCAAGAUUGUACUCGAGCUAUAGAAUUAGAUCCAGUUUAUUUAAAGGCAUAUAUAAGACGUUCUAAAUUAUUUGAACGCAAUGACAAACUUGAUGAAGCAUUAGAGGAUCUCAAAAAAGUGCUUGAAAUUGAUCGCAAUUAUACCGAAGCAGCUUACAAUGCAAGAGUAUGCUAUUUUUAAUACAAUUUUUAAAUUAUUAUCACUGCUGUAAUUUGUUAAUUCUUUUUGGAAAUAGGUUUUACAAGAAAAAAUAAAUGAACGUAACGAAAAAUUGAAAACCGAAAUGAUGGCUAAACUUAAAGAUUUGGGAAAUAUAGUAUUAAAACCAUUUGGUUUAUCGACUCAAAAUUUUCAAGUCAACCAAGACCCAAAUACCGGUGGUUAUUCAAUUAAUUUUAAACAAUAAUUCAAAUUAAUAUUAUGUUACCACUUAUUAAUCAUUAUUUUGUAUAUAUUAUAAAUAAAAAAAUGCUCGGAGAAAAACAUUUUUAUUUGAUCAACUUUUUUUGAUUAAUAAUAAGGGAUUUUUUUUAUAACAAGUAAAAAGUUAAGUAAAUGCACAUUAGGUAUUAGGUUAUAUUAAGUCAAAAAAAAAAAUACAUAGAAAAAAAAUAACAAAAUAGUUUUCUUCAUUGCAAUGCAAUAUUCAAAGUAACUGUAGAAAAAAAAAACUAUCAUAAUAUUGGCAAGUUUUUAUUGACUGCCAAUUUAUAAUGGUUUCAUAUUGCAUACUUGCAUUCCAUAAAAGUUUUAGCCGAUUCUCACAUGAAGAAUUCUUCAGACGAAUCGGAUAAUGAGAGUCAUGUUCUAGCAACUAUGGGCUGAUCCAACAACGUAAUUUCAAUCUU
Messenger RNA from Cinara cedri, 2456 nucleotides. Lineage: Eukaryota; Metazoa; Arthropoda; Insecta; Hemiptera; Aphididae. The record is from the annotation of a GenBank genome assembly.